This is a messenger RNA of Zea mays, 1411 nucleotides long. RefSeq names its product electron transporter/ thiol-disulfide exchange intermediate. The record is from RefSeq and is marked validated. Lineage: Eukaryota; Viridiplantae; Streptophyta; Magnoliopsida; Poales; Poaceae. The coding region runs from base 10 to 1164 and encodes 384 amino acids. The transcript has a single exon.
GAGAAAAUAAUGCACAGAGAAGUAGUCCGAGUGGCGAUCACACCACAGAGCGAGAGUGAGGAGAGAACCACAGUGAGAGGGGAGGGGAUGGUCGGACGGAUGACAGGAGAAAUGGGAGGGCUCAGAUCGAGGAUCCUCAGGACCUUGCAGUCCUUCCCCACCGCCGCUCCCGCGCAGUCGCCCAACCUCCUCCUCGCGCCGCUCCCUCCCGGCGCAGGCCCCUCGCCUCAGCCGCCCGCGGCGCCAUGCGUCCGCCUCCAGGAACCGGCGCCGCAGGAGCCGCCGCUGGGCGAUGAAGCGCGGGCCGCGCCCGGCGGCGGAGGCGAUGACGACAAGGAGAACGUCUCGCCAGGCGCCACCCCGCGCAAGGCCAAGAAGAUGAAGCUCAGCUCGUACCACCACGACAGAAGCCCGGGCCUCGGGGAGGAGCAGCGCGCCGAUGGCGCCACGCGCUACCGCCGGCCGGACCUCGCCUCGGCGACGCUCUUCGACCCGGACCUCCUCGCCGCCUUCCGCCGCGCCGUCGACGCCUACGCGCAGGCCCUGGACGCGGCCAGGCGCCGCGACGUCGACGUCGACGUCGACGACGGGGACGGCGUCCCUGGCGGCGGCGGCGGCGGAGGAGGAGGUGGGCCGGGCGUCACGGACCCCCUGGAUGCGUUCGAGCGGCGGUGCCCGCCCGGCGGCGAGCGCGCGGUGGUGCUGUACACCACGUCGAUCCGCGGCGUGCGCAGGACGUUCGAGGACUGCGCCCGCGUGCGCCGCCUGCUCGGCGGCCUCCGCGUGGCGUUCCUGGAGCGCGACGUCUCCAUGCACGCUCCCUACAGGGAGGAGCUCCGGGCGCUGCUUCGCUGCGGGCGGGGGGAGGGCGGCGGCGGCGCGUUCCCCGUGCCGCCGCGGCUGUUCGUGGACGGUAGGUACCUCGGCGGCGCCGACGAGGUCGUGGCGCUGCACGAGCGGUCCCAGCUCCGGCCCGUGCUCUGGCGCGCCGCGCGGCGCGGCGCGGCGGAGGUCCCGUGCGCGGUCUGCGGCGGCGCGUGGUUCGUGGUGUGCGGCGCGUGCGGCGGCAGUCAUUGGCUCCAUGACGCCAGCGCCGGCGCCGGCCGCGUGCCGUGCUCCGCGUGCAACGAGAACGGACUCGUGCCCUGCCCUCUCUGCAGCUAAGAUCGAACGCGCGGGGACCGGGAUGGUUUUGGUUUGGGAGGCGUUCUCUUGAUUAUUUAUUUGGUCAUGUCAUCGCUACGAUCCUUCCCAUUCCCAUGGUCGCUCUUGCAGCCAGGGGAACGAAGGAUUGAUCUCUGUCCGUCCAUCAAAUUGAACAGACUGUAUUUAUUAAGAUCAUUGUAUGUCCCCUUCUGUUUAAGCUCAGCUCUCGAUGAGACGAUUUUUACUAUUUCCAGCCAAUUCUCCA